AUGGUUAUUAGAGUGAAGGGGACACAUAUGGCUUUGAAUGGCUUAAGAGAAGAUGCACAAUAUGAAAUUGAUCAUCUGAUUCAAGAGCAAACUCGUCAGAGAGAGGCAAAAGAGGCUGUUCAGGAGCGGAAGAAAAGGAGAUUUGAGGAUCUCUACAAUGCAUGGCUACCCAAGUUCUUAGAAUGGCAAGAACGGAAGGAUGAGGAAAAGGAUGAGAAGCAGGCCAAGACCCCAAAGUUUGGAAGUUCAACAGAAAGUGAUUCCGAGGCCUCAGAAGGGAAUGAGUAUGAAGUGGCGAAAGUGGAUACCAGUGACCUAGAUUCGGAUGCUGCGGAGGACAAGCAAAGGAUGAAUUCUUAUCAUGAUGAGAAGGAGAGAAGGCGAUUUGAAUACGAACUUGCCAAUCCCAAGAUUUUUUUUCGUACCAUGAGUGAGGGUGAACCUGUUGCAGUGAAGGUGAGUCGUCGAAUCGCUGAUCUCGAUGAUGAGUCAAGUGAGGAAGAAAGGGAAGAAGGAGAUGAGGAUAGUGAUGAGGAAUCAUCACCCAGUGGGACUUCUCCUGCACCAUCUGAUAGCGAGGACUAUGGUGAAGAGGGUCUGGAUACUGAUGAGGAUGAACGGUGUGAAAGUGAUGAGGAAGGUGGAGAAGCAGUAAAACUUGAUGAGGAUGAUAGCAGUAGUGAGGGAUAUAAUGAUCCAGAAAAAGAGGCUAGAGAGAGACAAAGGCAGGAUAGAGAUGAUGCAGAAAUGUAUCUACUCUAUUUGGCAGAGAAAGCUCAACCCAGGAUAUUUGCUCGUACCAUGUCUGAACCCCUGAACGUGGAUUCAGACGGUGAGGAGAUACCAGUGAUGGAUGUAGAUGGAAAUCCUGUUGCAGCAGAGGUUCAACAAGAAGAAAAUGAAGGAUCAUAA
Papaver somniferum (opium poppy) is the source of this 912-nucleotide messenger RNA. Its product is annotated as clumping factor B-like. The transcript has 3 exons. The record is from RefSeq and is a predicted model, not a curated record. NCBI's taxonomy places the organism in Eukaryota, Viridiplantae, Streptophyta, Magnoliopsida, Ranunculales, Papaveraceae. The coding region runs from base 1 to 912 and encodes 303 amino acids.